Ostrea edulis (European flat oyster) is the source of this 2428-nucleotide messenger RNA. RefSeq names its product heat shock 70 kDa protein 12A-like. Bases 1 to 2163 code for a protein of 720 amino acids. The record is from RefSeq and is a predicted model, not a curated record. NCBI's taxonomy places the organism in Eukaryota, Metazoa, Mollusca, Bivalvia, Ostreida, Ostreidae. Gene Ontology annotation, molecular function: ATP binding; ATP-dependent protein folding chaperone. The transcript has 6 exons.
AUGUUGCGGAAGAUCAUUCCACAAACUGGCUGCAACCCAACUGAAUAUACUCCAAAAGACUUUGUGCGAAUUUUUGGCACAGAGAGUCUCAGUGAUGUUUCAGAUCUUAGUGGUCGAGAUGGGAAAUACACAUCAAUGAGUUCUUGUAGACAUUCGGGUACAUAUCCCGUCAGCGCACAGAAGUCCAACGAUGAUGAUGGAGUCAUUGAGGAUGAAAAUGGUAAACCGAUGUCAGUUCUGACUGUCUUCUCGGAGUCAAUACGAUAUCUGAAGGAUUCCUUACUGGAAGAGUGCCGAAAGCACAACACAGGUGUAGACGUAAAUAUCUUAAAAUGGAUUAUCGCUGUUCCUGCCUUGUCGUCGGACCCAGAAAAAUCGCUCAUAUGGUUAGCGGCAAUUGAGGCUGGAAUAGAUCCGAAAAAGCUUAUUCUUACACGGCUGCUUAAGGAAGCACUAUUCGUUGCUGCAAUAGACUUUGGAACAACAUAUUCUGGAUAUGCCUUUUCGUCAAUUGAUGAUUUCAAUAGAGAUCCGACAAAGGCUUAUCUAAAAGAAUGGGUGGAUCCUUCUAGUAACCUGAUGUACAACAAGACAUCGACAUGCAUUCUGUUUACCAAGGAAAUGAAAUUUAGCCAUUUUGGCUUUGAAGCUGAGGACAAGUAUAGUGACCUAAUGGAAAACAAUGAUCAUAAAGAAUGGUACUUUUUCAGAAAAUUCAAAAUGUGUUUAUACGAUUUGAAGUCUUGCAAUGAGAAUAUGAUUAUUGAAGAUGAAACUGGUAAACCGAUGCAAGCCCUGACUGUUUUUUCUGAGUCUAUAGGAUAUAUGAAGGAGUCCUUACUUGAACAAUGUCGAAAGCAAAAUACAGAUAUUGAACUAGAAGAUAUCAAAUGGGUCAUUACUGUUCCUGCAAUAUGGUCUGAUCCGGCAAAAUCUUUUAUGCGGUUAGCGGCAGUUGAGGCUGGGAUUGAUUCAGAGAUGCUAGCCAUUGUGUUAGAGCCAGAAGCAGCUGCAAUUUACGUCAAACACAUUCGUGUAGAAAGAACGAAAGACAAUGAACUUCAAACAUUUGCUCCCGGAUCCAAGUACAUCGUUGUUGAUGCAGGAGGCGGAACAAUCGACACAACUGCACAUGAGGUUCUGGAAGAUCACCACGUCAUAGAACUGAUAAGAGCCACUGGUGGAGAUUGGGGAGGCACGAGUGUUGACGAAAGCUACAUGAAUUUUAUCAAAUGUAUUAUUGGUGAUAGUGUCACUGACAAAAUAGUGCAAGAUCAAUCAAAUGUAUUCUAUGAAAUUUGUAGAGAAUUUGAAAUUGCAAAACGCAGAAUCCGACCAGAUUCAGAUACGAGGUUCACUGUUAAGAUUCCGUCAGAACUUUCCACAACCUAUAAAACAGUCACUGACGGAGAAUUGAACUCCAUUACCUCUGGGUCGAUGAAAAAUAAAGGACAAGUGGGUGUUAGAUUUACUCUUGAUAAGAUAAGAUUAGGAUCAAAAGAUGCCCAGUGUUUCUUUGCCGACUCAAUAUCAAACAUUUGUCGUCAUUUAUCAUAUCUGUUUGAACAGGAAGCAGGGAAAGGGAUAACAACCAUUAUACUAGUGGGUGGUUAUGCAGAGUCUCCAGUACUCAUCAACGCCAUUAAGUCAAAAUUCCCUCAGAUGCGUACUAUCAUACCACAGGAGGCAGCGUGGUCCGUUUUGCGUGGUGCCGUCAUUUUUGGUCACGACCCAAGUCUUAUUAAGCAACGAAGGAGCAAAUAUACAUACGGCAUAGGUGUUUACAAGCUGUUUGAUCCAUCGAAGCAUGAUGAAAAAUACAGAUACGAAGAAGAUGGAGAGGUACGGUGCGGUUCACUUUUCUCUAAGCUUAUAGAGAUUGAUCAGCUGGUGACAGUGGGCGAAUACCAAAAGGAAGAGGGGUACAUAUUGCGUAAAAUUGGUAGUAAAGGGAAUCUCUCUCUAUAUUCCAGUACAUCAGAGAAUCCGAAAUACAUUGAUGAAGACGGAUGUUCUUUCAUAGGAUACAUUCUACCCCCAGGGCAUAAGUUUCUUAUCAAUGAAGAUACUACAGUUAAUAUGUGCUUUGGUGAAACAGAAAUAGAAUUCAAAGCACAUCAACCAAAAAGUCAGUUAACAGCUACAUAUCAUUUGGGACAAUAAGCCUAUCGCUGAAGAAAAUAGAGCAUGUAUUAACUACACUGACAGAUAUCAUGUAAAUCUGAUAGGAAAUUCACUAGCCAUUAAAACUGAUGUGUAUGAUUCUUCCUAACAAAUUCGAUUCAGUCUCCAUUUUCUGAGCAUAAACAUCAUUUCUUUCUUUAAAUAUUUAUCUUUUUCAUUUUUUCGUCUCUGACAUAUUCAAUUUGUAGUUCCAUCUGUAUUUCUACUACGUCAAUUGUAUCUUUAGGUUUAAGUAAAUAAACUU